UGAAAGAAAUCCGUGCAUGAAGAAAACAGUUCAAAUCAAGCUGAAGUCCAGAAAGCUUCCACUGUUUGACAACAUAGACAAAGCAGAUUUCGGUUGGAUUCUGAUAACUUAGUCAUUAACCAUGAAAGGAACAGCAAAAAGCAAGGUGGUGACAUCAGGGAGGCUGACAGGAAGAGCCAAAGUGCAACUGGCCAGGAGACGAGUGACUUCAAAUCCAAGACCAGCAGCAAGCCCCGAGCCAGCCUACUCUCUGUACAGUACAGAUUCUGAAGACCAGGUCACUUCUCUCCAUAAGGGUCUGGACCGGUGUGCUGCCUUGCUCAGUGGCAUCCUUCAGGCUGAGAAAGCAGAAGCCUCGCCAAGCUUUCCUAGAGCAGUGAAGGGUGGCGGAGCAGCCAAAUCAAGACCAUCUGCUUCACUGAGGCAGAAGACCAUCAAGAAACUGCCUACACUGGCAGCUCCAGACCAGAAGAGGUGUCAGUCAGUCCAGUGUGGACCAGGAAGGACAACUCCAAGAUCAACACCUCAGUCUGCUGUUCCAGCUGCACACUCGGGAGUUAAGCUCCAUCCACCUCAGAAACAACCUCAAAACCUGCUGCAGCCUCUUUCUCACAGCCAAACACUCUCCUCCACCACCCCUCCACCUCAGUCCCAGCUCACCAUCCCACCAUCCCAGACCUCCAUCCCUCCACCCCACCCCUCCCCUCACUCAGGCCGGAUGCCUCUCCCCAAGACUGACUGCCAUCUUGCUUCUGAAGCCCCACACAUACACCGUAAGGCAGAGUGUGAGGAGGACUUCGUCCCUGUGAGAGACAUCAAUAACCAAAGCACUGCUACAGACAUACACCCAGCUGUCAGACAGAAACACUCACACACACACAGCUGCACCUUGAAAAUGUCAAACAUGCAGCUAGAGCCUGGACAGCUUGAUGGACCUCAGGACACACCCAGCAGGGAGGACUGCAGGGCGGAGAGAGAAGAGAACAUGAAGACUGUUCAGUAUCUGCUGGGAGAACUCAAGGUUCUGAUCAAUGGGCAAGGCAGUGUAGCAGAGCGGUUGCUGAGUAUUCUGGAGCAGACUGUGUCCUCACCACUGAUGAAUGUCGGUAGCUCAAACAUCCAGACUGAACCAGACCUGCACAGCCAGAACUCUCAGCUCCACAGGCGUGUGAGGAUUCUGCACCAGCAGUUGAAGGAGAGCGAGGAGGCAGAGAGGCAACAUACACUUUGUGACUCUGAAGUGCUGACUCUGCAGGAGGAGCUCACUACAGCUCAGUCCCGAAUGCAGGAACUCCAGGAUGACCUUACCGGACUGCAGAAAGCCCUUCAGGACACUCAGAGCCAGCUCAGAGACAGAGAGGCAAAGAAUGCACUUAUCAAGAAAGACUUGGAGACCACUAGAAUCAGGCUGCUGGACAGUGAGACAGAGAAGAAUCAGUUGGCUUUACUCGCCCAGCAAAGGCUGGAAGAGAUUGGGCGUCUUAAGAGGACUCUCCAGAGUUGGAAUUCAUCAGAUUGUCCUACAGUGGUUGACAGCUCAGUGUCAGACACUCAGUUUGACCAACAGCAGCACAGACGGGAUCCGACAGAGCAACCCACUGACCGCAUCACCCAGUACCUGAUGUCUCUGGGUCAGCCGGAGCCCACACACACUCAGCAUGUGUGUGUGGCUGCAGAAAGAGAAGGAAACGUACUAGAGCACAAGAAACUGACCUCAGUCCAGCCGAGCGACACAUUAUCACAUCCUGAUGUCAGAGCGCAGCAGGGUGACAAACCUGCGGAGACUUCAGCCCAUCAGCAAAACCCUCUUCCUGACCAGUCACAGUGUUUGGAUAAAGACCAGUCGUCAUGGCAACGGCUGGAGAAGGAGCAAGGGCGACUGCUGAACUCCACACUGUCCCAGUGUGACGUGGAGUCCGUGUGGUCUGAUUGGAGUACAAGGUCAGGGUCGACCUUUGACACCAGGGACGAGGCAGCGUUUAGAGAUGGCCUAUCAGCUCUGGAUGCUAGCAUAGCCAGUCUGCAGAAAACUAUUAAACUGGAUCUAGGGAGGUGAUACUCCACUCCACUUUCCAGCUUUUAUAUAAGCUGUGUUGUAAUAUAUGUGUGCCUAUUGCCAUUUUCAUUAUGUAAUAAGUGAUAUUUUGACUGGAAUAAAGCAUUUUUUAAACUUUGUUUUGGGUUGUGAUGGCUUUACUUGCAAUUGAGAU
This is a messenger RNA of Chelmon rostratus (copperband butterflyfish), 2210 nucleotides long. It is a transcript of the gene ccdc14, whose product is annotated as coiled-coil domain containing 14. Gene Ontology annotation, cellular component: centriolar satellite. Gene Ontology annotation, biological process: protein localization to centrosome. Lineage: Eukaryota; Metazoa; Chordata; Actinopteri; Chaetodontiformes; Chaetodontidae. The transcript is spliced from 11 exons. The record is from RefSeq and is a predicted model, not a curated record. The coding region runs from base 122 to 2056 and encodes 644 amino acids.